ACCAGACGGGCCCCGUCAUCGUGCACAUGUUCGCCAUAAUUCCCCCAUGUGCCGACUCUCUCAAGACUGUGGAGAUGGGAGUUUUUGGGCUCCGCCUUCCCGCUUCUUCUAGGUAUCGUUGCUACGACGGAGGUGGUGGAGGCUGCGACUGGUGUGGAGAUUGCCGGUAUGGUGGGCGGGUUCCCUCGGAAGGCAAGGCUGGCAUGGAGCGCAGAGAGGUUAUGGGCAAGAAUGUCACAAUCUACAAGGAGCAAGCAGCCACGGCCUGGGACAAGUACGCUGAUAAGAACGUGAAGGUGCUGGUCGUUGCGAAUCCGGCGAAGAGGAAGGCCGUCAUUCUGAAAGAAUACGCACCGUCGAUUCCUGCUAAGAAUGUGACUUGCUGGACGAGAUUGGACCAUAACUGGGCGCUUGCGCAGAUAGAUGCCGCAGAUGCAGAUUGCGCAGCGCGCGGGCGCUUGCGCAGAUUGCGCGCGUUGGCGCUUGCGCAGAUUGCGCGCAAACCCAUCGGCACGGAGGUCAUUAACGACGACGAAUGGUUGAACGGGGCGUUCAUCAAGACCGUCCAGCAGCGGGGAGCUGAGAUCAUCAAGGCCAGGAAAUUCUCCAGCGCUCUGUCGGCUGCAAGCGCUGCCUGCUGCAACGACGUGGACAAUUGGCUGAAAGGAACACCGGAGGGUACUUGGGUUUCCCUGGGAGUUUACUCCGACGGAUCGUACGGCGUGCCUGCGGGUCUCAUCUACUCCUCCUUCCCUGUCACCUGUAAGAGCGCCGACUGGGAAAUCGUCCAAGGUCUUUCGAUUGACGACUUUUCGAGGGGUAAGAUGGACGCCACUGCGCCCGAGCUUUUGGACGACAAGAAUCUCGCCGCCGAUUCCAUCAUCACAGGCACUUAGGAAAGGCGGGCACCCUGACUGUAGACACAAUCCAGUAGCGCUGUAGUUGGUGGAUGAAGACACAAUUCAGAACCGCACUAGUAUUGACCGGCCGGCAGCUCCAGUGACGAGGACGCCAAUAGGUUCAGCCAUGGUGAUAUCGAACGAACACGCAACGGUAGUGCCAAGGUCAAGAGUGAAUAGCUAGCUUGCUAUGGCGACGGGGGAUGACUUUCUCCUGCCAGAUACGACUAUUAUGAUGCUUGGCGACUGUGAACUUUCUCCGCCUAAACUGAACAAGUUUUGCCUAACGGUCACAUCGAAAUUCUUUAACAAAUUUAAAAUAAAAAUUGAAAAAAAAAAUCAAUUUUAUUUUUUAAUUAAGUUGAAUUCUUUUUGGCCCGGCCGGGCAAGUGGACCCGGGCCACUCUGGUAGCCUAGUAAUAAUAAAAAGAAAUGAAUCGCAGCGAGUAUU
Molecule: messenger RNA, 1350 nt
Organism: Chara braunii
Lineage: Eukaryota; Viridiplantae; Streptophyta; Charophyceae; Charales; Characeae
Source: the annotation of a GenBank genome assembly